Messenger RNA from Symbiodinium natans, 216 nucleotides. The record is from the annotation of a GenBank genome assembly. NCBI's taxonomy places the organism in Eukaryota, Dinophyceae, Suessiales, Symbiodiniaceae.
AUGUCAGCGAGUUUCUCAGCUUUGAGGGAACUCUGGGCGAAGGCGGCUUUGGAACGGUCUUCAAAGGCAGGCCCACUCCUGCUGGCCACCAGCUCGUUCCAGAGUUGCGGCCGAGCAGGUACUAUGCGAUCAAGAUGGUACGAAAGCCCAGCAAGGGGGGCUUUGCCGAGGAAGCUCCUUGGCGAAAAUCGACCAACCAGUGGCUAUCAUCUCUAA